AUGAUCGCGGCGGUAUCUCUGUACGCUGCGUGCGGAAUUCUGUUGGCACUGCUGCCUCUACGGCCAUGUUUGCCUAUCGUGCAUGAAAAUGGCAAUGUGAUGCCACGCGCAUCUGCACCGCGUUGCCGGUUUGAGGUAGGUCAGACCUUUCUUGAGCUUUGUGCCGCGGAAGGUUGCGGCGACAACAACAUUUACUCUGUGUCACUCUCAACUUCCCCGCGGAGCGAUAAGCUCGCCUUUUCGGCCGGAAAGUUGGCUGCAGAGCUGAGCCGCCAACAAAACUGCAACCUCCCGCUGUACUAUCGCAGUGAACUGGGCACCAACUACCUCUCUGCAGGUCUGGAUGGAUUCAGCGAAGCGGUAGCGGCGCAGUUCUGGUACGAGGGGCACACCGAUUACGACUUUGAGAACGGUGGCCCGAUGAACCGGAACCCCAACGUGCUGUCGUUCACGCAGCUCAUCUGGAAAUCAUCGCAGGAAGUAGGCUGUGGCGUUGCGUGCUGCGACAGUCGGCAAAUAGUGCUCGUCUGCCAGUUCAACCCGCCCGGCAACAUUCAGGGUACGCCCAGCAGUAGCUUAAACGAACGAUGUGCAGGCCACUUCACCAGUAACGUUCCGGAGAAGUUCGAAAGACUCAACGAUAUCGUAAAAGAAGUGCCGUAUGAACUCUAA
Babesia ovata is the source of this 672-nucleotide messenger RNA. RefSeq names its product SCP-like extracellular family protein, putative. The coding region runs from base 1 to 672 and encodes 223 amino acids. The transcript is spliced from 6 exons. Lineage: Eukaryota; Apicomplexa; Aconoidasida; Piroplasmida; Babesiidae. The record is from RefSeq and is a predicted model, not a curated record.